Molecule: messenger RNA, 1734 nt
Organism: Emiliania huxleyi CCMP1516
Lineage: Eukaryota; Haptophyta; Isochrysidales; Noelaerhabdaceae
Exons: 1
Coding region: 1-1734 (577 amino acids)
Source: RefSeq, a predicted model, not a curated record
AUGUUGACAUGCGCGGGGCCCAUCGGGGUGCACGCGUGCAGGCUGAACAACGGGCUCGCGCUCGCCUCUCAGAAGGUUCAGACGCCAGACAAUCUGGAGAUGGACGAGAUGGAUGAGGAGGAAAGAACCCGCCACCUCCGCAGGCUCCGCAAGCGGGGAGUGGACUCCAAUUUUCCGGCCCCACCGCCUCUGGAGUUUUCCCGGCGUUGCAACGGCACGUGCCGAAAGGACCGGACCGUCCCCAUCAUGCCUGGGGAACCAGGCCGCGGCCGAAUGCACGUCUUCCCCAGUCUGCCGCCACGGCGCAUUGCUGGCUGCCUCGAGGGCCCGGAGCUCGAGGCCGCACGGGCGGAAUGGCAUGCUCUGGACAAGACCGACGAGCGGGAGGCGAUGCGCCGCGCCCGCAACCUUGCAAUGAGUCGCUCAGCGCCGCAUCGCAAGGAUGACUCCGCACGCCGAGCCGAGGCGCGGCGCAAGAGCACGAGCCAGCAGCGGAGCCAUCGCGUGGCAGAUCGGGCCCGAUGGCGCCUCCGCAGCGACGACAUUGCAGACAAGAGAGCGCACCGCCAUUGGAGGGCUGUCGUAAUGCGGAGCGGAAUAGGCCGCGCGUUCGACCUGACAGAGCGGGGUGCACCGACGCGGCAAGACCCCUUGGGCACCGAGUCGACGCGGCUGGAGAAGAUUCGCCUCUACAACAACGCGUGUCUCCUCGAGGAGAGAAUGGACGAGUUUUUCGCUGCCUGGGACCGCGAGGGCGAGGCCAUCAGUUUGGAGCACGGCUCGGACCGAGCCCUCUCGCUCGUUGCCAAACGCGUUGUCACGGCUGCAAGGAGCGAGGAGGCAGCAGAUCGGAGAGCCGCAAAGGCGCGUGACGAGGCGGCGCGCAGCGCAUGUGGCCCGCGGCCGAGCCAGCAGUACGGCGAGAGUGAAUCCGCCUUCAGGGCUCGGCAGCGUGCCUACAACGCGAGGCGCAGAUUUGAUGUCGUUACGGAGGACCAGUGCCAAGGCGAGGCGACGAGCGGGAGCACGAGCAGGCGCUGCCGGCUGCGUGGUCAUAUGGUCUAUGCUCAGGCGGCGCCGCUACGCUGCGGCGGGCGGUACUGCGCACACCACGAGCCCGAUCCCGCUCUCUCCGGGGUCACACGCUGCGCUGGUCUCUGCCCGGGCGGCGUUCCGUGCAAGCUGACCAGCGCGUGCAGCUUCCCGCUGGCACGGCCUCUGCGCGAGGGCGGCCUCUACUGCACCCGCCACAUGUGGCAGGACUGGACGCCGCCCGCGGAGUGCGUCGGCGCUGUUGGCGGGUGCGCCGCGGCGGUCGAUGCGGACUUCGACGCGAGCGUCGCCGAGUCGCUCGGCCUCGGGUACUGCAGCGCGUGCGAGAGCUCCUGGCGCGCUCUCGGCGGCUGGUGCUCGGCGGAGGACCGUCGGAGAUGGUUUCACGAGCGCGACAUGGUCGUGCUGGUGCGCUGCUCGGCAUUGAACGCGGACGGCAGCCCCUGCCGUGUGACGAGCAUGCAGGCGCAUGCAGGCGCGGAGCCUCUCCGCCGCGGCGCCGACUGCUGCACCGUGCAUGGCGGCGAGCUUCUGGUGGACCGAUCGCAUCCCGCUCCUCCUGUCAACUUUGUGGCGGGGCAGGUGGAGGCGCGCCGCAUCGUUCUGGAUCGAGGCCGCAACGCGGGGGGAGGCGCCGGCCUCAACUACGGCGUGUUUGCGCAGGCGUUUGACCGUACGUGA